Molecule: messenger RNA, 512 nt
Organism: Gamsiella multidivaricata
Lineage: Eukaryota; Fungi; Mortierellomycota; Mortierellomycetes; Mortierellales; Mortierellaceae
Exons: 1
Coding region: 82-462 (126 amino acids)
Source: RefSeq, a predicted model, not a curated record
GGGAUUCGAACCUGAGUACUAUUACAAGAAAGAAAAAAAAAUGCACUUCAACAUCAUUAUGAGCGGUUGACUCUAAGAAAAAUGAGCGUUUUCAAAUGCAAAAAUUCUAGAACCUCAGCCGCGUUUGACCGCUUUCUUUCCUUGUUCGUGAAUCCUAGUCCAUGGAUCAUGGGUCAGAGGACUCCAUCCCACUUUAUUCAUUCCGCAGUACUAUCUUCAAGAUGCACGAUAUAUUCUGAUCUGCCAGACCGUUUCCCUCUCUCCUCCUACUUUCACAGCAGGGCUCCAUUUUUUUUAUAUAGCUCAAUUUUUGACGCAGCCAAUAACAAUUUUCGUCAAUGUUGCACAAAGUGGAAGAACACGGAAUUACACCCUCUUUGGUCGACAACACACUGGAGUGUUGCUGUGUCGAUUUCAAGGAUCGGCCUCUUUGCCGCUUACAUGCGCGACAUUACGCUCUAGAACCUAUUCUUCAUUCAUGAAUUACAAACUAAAAGCAUUGUCAACGAUCA